Oryzias latipes (Japanese medaka) is the source of this 4715-nucleotide messenger RNA. It is a transcript of the gene evc, whose product is annotated as EvC ciliary complex subunit 1. Gene Ontology annotation, cellular component: plasma membrane protein complex; ciliary membrane. Lineage: Eukaryota; Metazoa; Chordata; Actinopteri; Beloniformes; Adrianichthyidae. Gene Ontology annotation, biological process: smoothened signaling pathway. The record is from RefSeq and is a predicted model, not a curated record.
CAGUUUUUUUUCGGAACAGCGGCGAAAUCAUUUGUUAAAGUACACUUUUUGUUGGAAGGAAGGCACAUUUCUUUGAUACAUUACUGUUAACGGUUUGUUUUUCAAUAUGUUUUACGCGUAUUUAGUGUACGCAAAGAGGGAAAUACAGACGAACCAUCUGUUGGUGACCUGGGAGGCAAAAAAGACCCCUUUUAUUAUUUUAGCUUGAGCUAAAAUGCGCGCGUGCCAUCCGUCAUCAUUUUGUCUCCGGUUUGCGGUCGCGGGGUCAUGGCAGUGGCGGAGUGGGCCGCGGAGUGCGACGCCGAUGUUCUGGUCAGUUUCGGGGAGUCUCUGCAGGUCUAUGCGGGGCUGCUGACAGUGGCGACGGUUUGCGGGGGGCUGUGCGGGGCGUUAGCCGCCUCUCUCCUGUACGUGUUCUGCGUGAAGCCGUUGGUCCUGACCAAACAGGGCUACAAUGCCAGGAGGCUGCUGGAGCCUGAUGAUGAUGAUGGAGAGACUGAUCCCAAUCCAAGCGACUGCAACAGGAAGGAAGCUGCAAGUCUGACCAUCCACAAUGACAAAGAGAAGCAGCAGCCCAUGAACAGUGACGUGACGGCUUUUGCAUCCAGAGCAAAGGUGGUUUACCCCAUCAACCAGAAGUACAGGCCUUUAGCAGAUGGUGCUUCCAACCCAUCACUACAUGAGCACUCCAAACGUCCACCAGUGGCUGAUGAUGAGUCCUCCUCCUCGGACGGAGAAUCUUUGAGUCAAGAACAGGAUAAUGAUGACAGCAGUCAGUUUAUCUCCUCCUCACUGGUACCGAAGAGCCUGCAGAACCAAAGUUUCAUCCGGGUCUCCCACUACCCCCAGACGCUGACACAGACAUGUUUUGGGGGAAGAAUCAGUCUUUACUGUUUAGCCUUGCACAACAUACAGCAGCUCAGCUGUCGGCUUCAGGAAGACAAAUACGUGAUUUUUUUGCAGCUUUUGAAAAAAAUACUCAGCAGUCGGUUUUCAAAGGACCAAAACGAUGCAGACUUCACCAAUGAUAUUCUUCAGAUGAUAGAAAAGGACCUCAAUGACUUGAGGAAACGCUUCCCAGGGAGCCAAACUUUGAGUUGUGACGCUCACUGUUCACUGGAGGGGAUUGAAAGAGCUCAGAAGGAUCUCCUUGAACAUUGCCUGGAACUGUCCAAAGAGUUCAGCAGACAGGUGGAGAAUCUGUGUCAGCUUCUUCUGAAGAACAUCACAGAAGACGCACAGAACAUUGUUGUUUCGGUCAUUCAUACCCUGCUUUUAGUCGAAAACAGCCACAUGAAGACACAAGAAUUGGAUCUGAAGAGGAUACAGGAGACGGUGCUCUGGUGGGAGGAGUUGGGGAGUUUUGCUCAGUCACAAGCAGCUUUGCUCCGUUGGGAAGCGGUUCUGAGACACGGCCUGAUAGCAGGACUGCUGGAACAGCUAACUAGCGACGGCGUCUUGGAAUUUAGCCUCAUGGAAACCAUACUUUCAGAGAUCAACGCGGCUCUGAACGAAUGCCUUCAGCGUUGCACUGAGGAGUGCAAAAAAAAGACAGAAGAUUUGGUGAACGAAAAAUGCAGCAAGAAAGAAUCUAAGAUGAAGAAGCUCCAGAGGAGACACAUGAAGGAGAAAAGCCGAGUUCUGGAAGCAGAACAGGCUCCCAGUGAUCUGCAGGAUCUCACCAUGCUGUAUCUGGACAUGCUGAGCAAACACAGACAGCAGGUUUGUGACGAGGAGCUCCAGCAGGACCACAGGGUCACUGAGGCUCUUUUUGACCUUUGGAAGAAACUUCGUACCUGCUGGUCAAAGAGGCUCGCAGAAGCAGCCAAGGACGUCUUUCUCUCCUCACUUCCCGCCCAGACGAGUCUCAGUGCAGAACGCUGCGAGAAGAUGUGGCUGGAUGUGGGGCAGGAGCUCGCCGCUCAGCUCCAGCAGGCAGAAGGCGCCACCAGACGGCAGCUACGUGACAUUCAGGCCGAGCUGAAGCAAGACGGGAGGGUGUGGGAUGAUGGCGUUGCUGUGGUGCGCGGCUGCCUGAAGCAUCUGGGUGAACAACAGAUGAAAAUCCUCCACAGCAUGGUGGUCAGACAAAGCUACACACUCAGCAGUGUGAUGGGGAGCCUGAUAGAAAGGAAACAUGAGCACCUCCUGGUGGUGGUACAGAGGUACUUCCUUGUCAGGCACGUGUGUCUGCACAUGCUGAAGGAGAUGAGGCUGUCCAAGCUGAAGGCUCUCUCUCAGACUGACUUCAGAGCUCUGCUGGUGGAGGAGUCCGGUCAAGGCUGGCCCUGGGUUCAUUUACCUCACAAGCAGAGCAGUGCUGCUAGCCUGGCAGACAGGCAUCUGGGCCCGGAGAGCCAGCUGCUGGAGCACAGCCGCCAACAGGAGUUCCUGUCGGAGCUGGAAACUGCAGGAGAGCUCCUUCAGAGCCACGCACAGCUGGUGCUUGGCAACGCCCUCAGUCACGCCAUCCAUCAGAGCAUGGAGGCCGCAGCCAGACGGUUACCGACUGCUCCCAAACUGGAUGACAGCUUGAAACACCACCUGACAGAAGCUUCAGCACAGAGCGUCUAUUUGACCAAAGACUCUCUUACUGCACUUGUUCAGAGCUACUACUCCCGUCUGAAAGACGUCAGCAGAAAAAUGCAGCCGUUUAACACAAACCAGGAGACGAGCGGACGGCAGGAGGGCAGCCGUCAGCUGAGGAGAGUCCUGUUGAGGGAGCUGGAGAUCUGGGGCAAAAAACCGGCUUCUGCUGAGUUUCAACAGAGGGUGGAGCUAAAUAAGAGAAAAGUGCUGGAGCAGAGUGAUUUGGACCAUGAGUUCCUAUUUGAGGUGAUCAGACAGAAGAAGGUUGCUCAGGAAGAAAGAAUGGAGGCCAUGAAAACACAGUUGACGGAGGCAGAAGAAAGCUUCAUAGCUGAGCUGGCAGCUGUGGCCCGCGUUUCCGUCCACGCUCCCGAACCAGAGCUCCGUGCGGAAGAGGACAGCAUCGCUGGUGACCCGUGUCCGCCUCCUGUGCUGGACCUGCUGGCCCUCAACCCUGCUCUAGAUCCAGCCUUGAAUCCUUCACUCACUCCGACUUUUGUUGCUCCAGCGGCAAAGUCCAGACCCAAGAAGAAGAGAGAACGAGAGGCUCCUGUCAGCUGAAAAACUCACCUGCAUCGUAAAGAUUUAGCGGGCUGCGUGGUGGCGCAGUCCAAAUCAGGCUUCGUAGGUUGAUUGAUGACUCUAAGGUGUCCCUGGGUGUGAUUGUGUGACCCUGUGAUAGGCUGGGACCCGUCCAGGCUGUACUCCGCCUUUGCCCGACAGCAGCCAGGUUAGGCAGCUCCUUGACUCUGAAAGGGAUUUGAAAACAUUUUUUUAUUUAACCUUUAUUUACAAGGAAAUUGUCCCAUUGAGAUUAAGAAUCUUUUUUCCAAGGGAGUCCUGGCUGGGGGGAAACAACAAAUUACAUUUACAAUAAAAUGUCAACAUAAAAAACCUAAAUAAAGUAAAUCAAAAAUAGAGUUUAUGUAAAAUAGGUACAGAUAAAAGUGACUUUCUCCUCCAAUCUCGGCCUGGAUUUAAAAAUAUUCAGAGUUCUUUUAAUUUGUGGCAUGCAGUGGGUUAAAAAGAUGACUGACCAUUUAUAGUUUGUAAAAUAUACUAUUCUGCUGUGUAAGAUUUUUGCUUUCAUUCUUUUUGAACAUGGGUUUUAAUGCAUAAAUGGACUUUGGUGUUUACAUUUUUUUAAAUCUUUGUGUCUUUUUGAGAUGUUUGUGUGCGGUGCGUGGAUUGUUGUUGUCUGUUUCCACCGGCUGUUAAAGUGGUAACACAGCAAACCUGGCAGUAAUGCAUUCCUGCCAAUAUUUACACCCGGCCCAUGUCUCAUUGGCUGCAUUGAUUCCUGAGUGCACGGGACGACGGAUGCUGGCCUCUCAGUCAAUUGUGAGAUGAAUUACAGACGUCCUUCCUGAUUUUAGCAGAGUGCUGCUACUCAGCGAUGGAAGCCUCACCCUCCUCUGCCUCUAAUGGGGUUUUAAGUACAGUCCUUUAUGGCCAAUAAUGCACAGAGAUGGCCAAAGUCUGGUUGAGUUGUAGCCUUGGCAGAUUUCUGUGUGCUGCAAUUUAGUGGUGAGUUUCCUGUCAUCUUGGGGCCUGGGGAUUGUCAAUUAACAGACGUCCAUUGUGCAUUCUCGCUGUAAUUGUACGAUCUGCCUGCACGCAUCACCCAGUUUGCCAUGACUUCCAGCCGUUCGGCGCUGCAUCCGGGCGGCUGGUCGUGUGACUCUCAGGGUUUGAAAUCUGAAUGUCUGGCUGAUUUCUCAGGUGUCGUCACUGUUGAUCUGUGAUGAGGGGAAACCAUUCGGAUGUAUUUUGAGUUCCCUUUGGGGACUGCAAGGACUUGUGGGAAGAUGACCUGAUUUCUAAUUUUCUCCUUGCUUGCCAGCGCUGUGGGCUAGUGGCUGCUACAGAGAGCUCAAUGAAAGGAGUGAGGACAUGAAGCAAACGAGACCUUUUUAGGAAAUGGAAUUCUGUCAUUGCUUUUCUCCCUAAAUGUGGAUUUUGUCGAUGGACAACAGUGUAACUGUGUUGACCUGUCAGUAAAUCCAGGUAAGACGGCUCCCUCCGGCUGACUUUGACUUUUGGCACAGCAUUAGACAUGUUUAUGACCCAUAUUGUGUUUGAUGCAGCAUCUUGUUGUAAUAAAACCUGCAGACAAAAACUUGUAA